AUGGAGCACUGGGACUCGCUGGGACUUAUGAUUGUCACACUCAACUAUAAUGUGACUAUUGUAGGGAAGGUCUGGCUAAUGUUAAUGCUCCUGCUGCGAGUGGCAGUGGUAGUGCUAGCAGGCUAUCCACUCUACCAAGAUGAGCAGGAGCGCUUUGUCUGCAACACCCUGCAACCAGGCUGCUCCAACGUUUGCUAUGACUUGUUCUCUCCUGUAUCUCACUUUAGAUUCUGGCUCAUUCAGACUGUGUCUAUCCUGCUACCUUAUGCUGCAUUCAGCAUUUAUGUUUUGCACAAGGUAGCUAUGCACAUUGUAAGAAUGCACUGUUCAGUGCAUGGAUGCAAAGAGAAUGAGGGUUUGUCAAGCCCAGAAGACCUGAAAGAGCUCUGUAGAAGUGCUGUGGUCAAUAGAUUAGAUUGUGGUGCACACAACCUAAGUGUACUGAAUUUUUCUGGAGCAUAUACCCUUCACCUCUUUUUUAGGACACUGCUUGAAGCUGCCUUUGCAGCUGUGCAAUAUUUCCUUUUUGGAUUUCUUGUUCCCGAGCGCUUUUCCUGCUAUCAUUCCCCUUGCACCAGCACAGUUGACUGUUACAUUUCUCGGCCCACUGAGAAAUCCAUCAUGAUGAUUUUUAUCUGGGGGGUCAGCAGUCUAUCCUUUCUGCUUAGCCUGGUUGAUCUUGUCUGUGCUCUCCGGAGAACGACAGCAAGAAACCAAAAGAACAAGCUGCUGGCAAACCUCCAGGUAGAGGAUGAGUGCAUUUUAAAUAUUCCUCCAGUGCAGCAUGGUAGCUCUUCACCUCAAAAUCAAGACUGUCCAGUACCAAACAGCAGCCAGACCAGUGAUGGCUCCUGCUCACUUCUCUCUGGAGAGGAAGAAGAGGCUGUCCUUCAUCCUGAAGUGGUGUCUCAGCAAACUGCCAGAACUAACCUUAACAGCAACAGCACUAAGCUCUGUAUAUCAGGGGAACAUGUUGUUAAGCAGGAUAGCACUGAGGAACCCUUGUGUGCUGGUGGCCACCAGGUGACUACAUGCAGGCAAGUGAGACCCAGAUUUCAGCAAGACUCCAUUAAAGAUACUGCCCUGACUUUGAGACCUCAGAUCAAGUCUCACCUUGGAGUUUCUUCCUCUCUAGUUCAGAGCAAGCUCUUAGGCUAUUAUCCUUCAGCUGAACUGAAAAACCCUGAUGCACAAUCAAACUAUAGCAGUACUAGUUGCUUGAGGUCAAAAAAGUCAGAAUGGGUAUAG
This is a messenger RNA of Indicator indicator, 1248 nucleotides long. RefSeq names its product gap junction protein delta 4 (gene GJD4). Gene Ontology annotation, biological process: cell communication. NCBI's taxonomy places the organism in Eukaryota, Metazoa, Chordata, Aves, Piciformes, Indicatoridae. Gene Ontology annotation, cellular component: connexin complex. The transcript is spliced from 2 exons. The record is from RefSeq and is a predicted model, not a curated record. The coding region runs from base 1 to 1248 and encodes 415 amino acids.